This is a messenger RNA of Coregonus sp. 'balchen', 4686 nucleotides long. NCBI's taxonomy places the organism in Eukaryota, Metazoa, Chordata, Actinopteri, Salmoniformes, Salmonidae. The record is from the annotation of a GenBank genome assembly.
AUGAGGCUCAAGUGGAUGCGCGUCUCUCUUUUGAUCUUGGUUCUAGUCCUGGGGAACUCCCGCGGCUCCCAGGUGAAGUUUGGCCGCUUGGAUCGGUGGGUGAAGACCGGGUUUCAGUCCCUGAAGUUAAACUUGUGCCGCAGGGUGUCUCUGUCUGAGGGGGAAUGUAAGCGGCUGUCCCAUCUUCAGCUCAGCGGGGUGGCGGUGUACGUCUCCGAGCCAAACUCUGAGAAAGUACUCGCCAUUCUCCCAGAUUCCUAUUCUUCAGCGAUGCUACCGCCGAAGCAGGGCGGUUAUGGUACGAGUUCGGUACCGGAGGACAGACAUCAGGAUUUCUUCCCGGGAUCGACUGCGCAUGAUGCCGUGCUGGUGUUGGAUCCUAGUCCCGGAGAGAGUUUCGGACACCCCGUGGUUCUCUUUUAUGUGGACCUAAACACGACCAAGAAAAAAUGUGCACAUAUGGAUGGAAUUUAUUUAGGUAAGACCAUAUUCAUGUAAUAUGUUUACUUUGAAAAAUAAACUUUUAAUAUGGAUAUCUCAAUUUAUAACUUUUUUCUUAUAAUAAACGUUUUUUCUUAUAAGUAGCCCACUGGGCAUAGACAUCAAUACAAUGUCUAUUCCACGUUGGGUGGAAACAACGUUAAUUCAACCAGUGUGUAUCCAGUGGGUGGGUAAAUGUUCUAAUUUAAUUCUACAAUAACGUUUUGAAAGGCUAUCCCAUUUAAAGAUGAAUUAGCCUAAUUGUAAGGUCAAAUGUAGUCUUAAACCUUUAACUGUUCCUUCUUCAAAAACAUGUUGAAAAAAAAACAAUUUCACCUUAAAUUCCUAUUACUAACAAUGCAAAUAAGAACUUCCAAUAUUUAUUUUUUCAACUUGAUGUUUAUUUAGGAAAUAACAGAGAUCUACCAUGCAGUUGAGAAGUCAAAAGAGGGUCAUAUCAACACUGCCUUAUUCGAAUGGCAAUUUGAAUAGGCCUAGCAUUUUUACUCAUCUCAACAAUAUUUCAACAAAAAUUACUUUAGGUCUGCUUCAAUGACUUUUAUAGGUAGGUAGGUAAGCAUUGGUAAAUGAGGAUUGAUGUCAAAUUUUAACAAAUUAUGGUAAUUUUGUAUGUCCAAACAUGAAUAUUCAAUGACGUUGAAAUGAAUGCGUUUUCAGGUGGUAUAGAUUACUAUUAUAGACAUUCUUUUAUAUGCGACCUUAAGUCUGAAUAUUGAUUAAUUGAUCACAUGGGUCAUGAAAUGUGGUUAAACCAAUUUAUGCUGCCUAAUAAUAUAGCAUGUUGUCAUAUUCACCUUACUUUUUACUGAUGUAUCAACCGCCUGGUUGAGCACAUUUUUCCAAAAUGUUUGCUUUUGAGCCUUUUUCAUAUUCCUGGAACGGUGCAAUAUUAACCCCUCACCAACUAAAUUCCUAACUUUUAUCACAUAUGGUGACUGAUUUUUGAGUGUUUUCAGCCCUCUGAGUGGGCAAAGUUAGAGUGCCACAACACUGAACUGCAGCACCCCAAAAGGAGACAAAUUAUGUUAAUUGAAUCAGGAAGGCUGGGGGAGUUGACCAAUCAAGUUCAAGUGAAUCUUUUUUUUUCAAUAUCCGCCUCUAAAUCCAUUGUCAAAAUAUGCUCUAACAGCCGGUUAGAAACAAGGUUAAAGAGUUUUUAAACACUGGUGUUCCAGAUCAGCUUGUUAUAGAACAUUUCUAAGAUGUGGUUUGAUUGAGAACAUGAUUUCCUACAUGGACAGCUGUUUCAACCAUUUAUCAAUCCACAAUGCUGUAAAAGUGAUGAAGUGUUUUCAAAUGGUCAGAAGUUACGUAGCCCGACUCCCAUGAGAGGGAGUCAUUCUAUGAGACUGGAAGGGGAAAUCAGAACAUUCUCUCCAUAUGUACUGGGAUGCAGAGAGAGAGAGUGCGCUGAAGGGGUGAGAGCACUGUGAGAGAACCGGAACAGGACAAGUGUGUGUUUGUGUGUGUAUCGUGUGCAUGCCGUGUGUGUACCGUGUGUGUGUGUGUGUGUGCAUACCGUGUGUGUGUGUAUGUUACGCCUGGGCGAAAGUGUGUGUGUGUGAGAGAGAGAGAGAGAGUUUGUAAGCAGUAAGCAGUGCGAGAUAAGAGAGCUCUCAGGACCCGUCAGGUGGUGGACACCCUGCUGGGAUAGCAGAGGGUCCAGAUGCAUGGCUGAACCCAGUCACUGCCACCAGUCAUCUAUUCACAAUAAGACCUCUCCAUUAUUCAUCUUGAGUGGAUGCUGUCCUUAGCUGAAACCAUCCAUUCCAGUCAGCACCACCUACCACCCCACCAUCCACCACCCUCUGCCCUUUCAGCCUCUCCACCCUGCUGCACUUGGACAGGAGGUAGGAGUUCCACAACUCUCAACUGUGUCUCUCUACGGACCCUUUUAACUUCUCAGCUCUGCCCUGCCUCACACACUCCUGUCUAGUGCACGACAGCUCUGCCCUGCCUCACACACUCCAGUCUAGUGCAUGCCAGUGGACAGACAGAGACCAAAGUUGACGCGGUUCCAGGUUAAUUAUCAAUACAGCUGAAAUCAAAAGUAUCAUCUAUCUGUGAGGAUCAGCUAUGAGGUAUGCAGCUUUGCUCAUUCGUUUCAUCUACUGAUUGUUUCUCACUAGAGAAAGGCUUAUAUAGUUAAAAGGGGCAGAGGGGUUGAAAUGCUUAAAAUAGGUUAAUUUGAAACAGAUUAAAACAAUUGGACUGAAUGUACGAACGUCACCACUAAAAUAAUACUGAGCAGGAAGACGGAGGCCGGAGGGGUAAUAGCAGCUCAACUCAGUCACGUUAGGAAGGCUUGGAUCUGGAAGUGUUUUGGGGGUUUGCAUGUGUCCAAGCUUGACCACCUCAUCUGAAGCUGAGGGGAAACACUAAGAGAGAGAGUACCACCCAGGUCUUUUUGUGUUCAAUAUAACGAGACCCAGGAAAUGGGUUAAUGACCACAGUGAGCAACAGGAAAUGGGUUAGUGACCACAGUGAGCAACAGGAAAUGGGUUAGUGACCACAGUGAGCAACAGGAAAUGGGUUAGUGACCACAGUGAGCAACAGGAAAUGGGUUACUGACCACAGUGAGCAACAGGAAAUGGGUUAGUGACCAUGAUGAGCAACAGGAAAUGGGUUAGUGACCAUGAUGAGCAACAGGAAAUUGGUUAGUGACCACAGUGAGCAACAGGAAAUGGGUUAGUGACCACAGUGAGCAACAGGAAAUGGGUUAGUGACCAGAGUGAGCAACAGGAAAUGGGUUAGUGACCUCAGUGAGCAACAGGAAAUGGGUUAGUGACCUCAGUGAGCAACAGGAAAUGGGUUAGUGACCACAGUGAGCAACAGGAAAUGGGUUAGUGACCAUGAUGAGCAACAGGAAAUGGGUUAGUGACCAUGAUGAGCAACAGGAAAUGGGUUAGUGACCACAGUGAGGAACUUGAAAUGGGUUAGUGACCACAGUGAGGAACUUGAAAUGGGUUAGUGACCUCAGUGAACACACACUUUCUCUCACCCACAUACGUUCUCUCUUAGUGAGUGUUCAUCCUGAAUGACUGGUCCAGGAAGCUCUCUCUCCAAACUGUCACAUUUGUCAAAAAUAAAGAAAUUAAAAAAAAAAAUUAAACCUUUUUUGUUGUGACAAUAAAAACAUACAAAAACAAGACAACUCAACAUUUACACAAAUUUACACUAACCUUAAUGACAUCACACAUGCUCAGAUCCACAUGUUCCCACCGUAUCCACACCCAAUAUUGUUUCUAAUGCUUGUAAGACUCUAUAAGACAAUAUGUCUCAGGAAAUAAAUGUAAAGUCCACAGCUUUGUCUUGUUAAAACACAGACGCAGGCUAUGGACAUUGGGGCCCGGGCUGUGGACAUGGGGGCUGGGGCUAUGGACAUUGGGGCCCGGGCUGUGGACUUGGGGGUGUUGUUGUAUUAUGUUGUGUUGUGUUUCAAUAUGUGAUGUGUUGUUGUUGUUGUUGUUGUUGUUGUUGUGUCUCACCUGACCUUACCUGUGUUGUGUUGUGUCUCCAGGAGAGGAGUGUCUGACCCUGGCCACGAAGAGUCGCUGUCAGAACCAGCUGAAGCGCCGUCAGAGCGGCAGUGAGCGGCUGGCGGGGAACGGGCGUGCCCGCAAGGCUACCGUGGCGAGGCCCAGGGUCAGCCCAGGGAGGGUGGAGCGCAGCGGGGGUCUCUGUGAGAUACACUUCCUUCCCAUGGUGGUCGGGGUCAGGGAUAACAACCGGACACAGAGGCUACGAUGCGUGGGUGAGUUGGUGCCAACCUACCAGGCGUACAGUAGCCUGGUUCCAGAACUGUUUGUGGCGGUGUUGCCGAGUUGACGAGACAGCACAAGCAGAUCUGGGACUAGGCUAGGAGUACACAAUAUUAGCCAACAUGGGGACACAAUGCUGUAGCCUGAUGUAGCCUGAUGUAGCCUGAUGUAGCUGGAGCUCCAAUGCACCAGUAGGCACCAAGAGGGUGAGUACGUAAGCUACAGUCUCUGUCUCUACACCAUGUUGUGUGAUGAUAUUCUGUGUGUUUCCAGACCACCCAGACUUUGCCCGGUGCCCCCAGCCUCUGCCCCUCACCAGCCCCAACAUGCCAGUGUCCAGCUGUGAGCUCAACAAGAACACCAGGCGAUGCCACCAGCAGCCCCUCGCCUCCCACCUGUCCUGCCGUCUCUACCAGACCUGUGA